AUGCUUCUUCGCUGUUUGUUGUGUGUGUCAGCUUUGCUUUUAAGUAUUGCUUCUGUUUGUGGGACGGCUGAGGUUGUUCUUCAUUCCACCGAGUCUUCUCUUGAUGAAUGUACUACCAGUAAUGUUGAUAGAGCUGCUUGUCAUCCUCCUUCUGGUGUUGUUACUUCUGAGAGAGAUCAAUGUGUUCCCACAGAAGAUAAUCUUAAAUGCAAGACUACUACCAAAGACAAAAAAGGGAAGCAUCAGCCUUCUGAUGAACUUGAGACAGAGAAGGUUGCAUUGAAGGAUGAAGAUCGGGCUCAAGGGCUAGGUAGAGAAAACAGAGAUCUUGAAUUGACUAGGCAAUCAUUAGAAGGUGAUCAUAUGGAUUCGAGAGCGAGAGUUUCAAGUGCUGCAGAAGAUCAUACUUUUAAUCAACUAAAUACACAACACAAUGACAGCCAGGUUGGAGGACAACUGUCGCCUACUGCUGCAGAAUUAUCUCACAGACCCAACCUUGACAGUGCUGUUGUACAGGUUCCGGGUUCCAAACCUAAAGGAGCUCAAAAUACGGGGAAGGAUGUAACUAAAGACACUAGUGAAACUCUGAGGACAACAGAACAAAAUGCAAAACUUACUGAAGAGGAAAAUGAAAAACAGGAAAAUAUGGAAAAUAAGGCAGAUCAAUCUACCGAUGUAUCAUCUGAAGAGGCCUCUGAUGAUUUACAAAGACCUAAUGCGCAGGAACAGGCAAAGCCUCCAUUGGUCCCACAAGAAGCCCAGCGGAAUGAUCACAAUUCUCAAGGAAACACUGCUAAUGGUGGAACUAACUCUACCCAAGAAGGUACAGUCCAAGAAUCUUCAUCAUCUCCAGAAACUCCGGAGAAACCCUCACUAGAGGAAAGUGAAGGGACAAAAGCAGCCGAGACCACAAAUGCUAAGAAUGGCAGUACACCUGAAGGAAUUGAAUCAACAGGAAAUACAGGUGACAUGGUAAAUACAGACACCACCACAACAACAACACUUCCUCCUGAACUCACAAACAACAAGAAGGGUGAUGCAGACAGCAGCAGCAGUAUCAGCAGUUCUGUGUGGGUGCGUGUACCACUACUGAUUGUGGUUACACUGGCCUGUAUUCUUGUGUGCUGA
Molecule: messenger RNA, 1128 nt
Organism: Trypanosoma theileri
Lineage: Eukaryota; Euglenozoa; Kinetoplastea; Trypanosomatida; Trypanosomatidae
Exons: 1
Coding region: 1-1128 (375 amino acids)
Source: RefSeq, a predicted model, not a curated record